AUGCGUAAAGACUACGAAGAGAUGGAGCAGUCCAUCUACAGCCAGCGAAUGAUCAGAGCGAACCACCAAGCCAAUGCGGCAGGCCACGGCCCACCCGACGAAGCGAAUAAAGAGGCGGCGAAACAGCUGGCAGAGCUCAAAUUCAAACUACAAGAGGCUGAACGCGAAAACACAAAUUAUCAAGGAAAUAUUAUUCGAAUAGAAGGUCAGAUGAAACGGUUCAAGGCGAAUGCAGAGACCGCCGAAAAGGAGCUCGACGAACUUAAAACUCAGAAUCGACAGCUCAAAAAAGAGCUUCGCGACAAAGAGAACGCGUUGGACGAGCAGAAAGAAACGAACAAGCAUCUACAGAGCCGGCUGGAGAAAAUGCGCAAUCAGCGAGCACGUCCUAUCUGA
Ostertagia ostertagi is the source of this 396-nucleotide messenger RNA. NCBI's taxonomy places the organism in Eukaryota, Metazoa, Nematoda, Chromadorea, Rhabditida, Trichostrongylidae. The record is from the annotation of a GenBank genome assembly.